Physella acuta is the source of this 876-nucleotide messenger RNA. RefSeq lists its product as uncharacterized. Gene Ontology annotation, cellular component: myosin II complex. NCBI's taxonomy places the organism in Eukaryota, Metazoa, Mollusca, Gastropoda, Physidae. The record is from RefSeq and is a predicted model, not a curated record. Gene Ontology annotation, molecular function: calcium ion binding.
GACUUUCAACAUCUAGCGCGUCUUGUUUUCAGAUGUUUGAUACAUAAAGAAUAGGUUGCUAUUUGGUUGACGGCAUCCGUUUCUAUUACAGUCAAUCAACUGAUAUGGCGUCUAGCUGACAUGUGCUACGAUGUCUCAAGCAAGCGAUAAAGCAAAGGCGUCUAAUCUGAAAGACCUGCUCGAGCAGGAGGUGCCCCAGAAGAAGUUUGGAGCCCGGCCAGAGCUCACCACCAAACAAAAGCUGGAGCUGAGCAAGGCGUUUGGUAUCUUCGACCCCAGGGGAAGUGGUCUGAUCGAGCAAAGAGGCUUCAUGCUCGCGAUGAGAGCUCUAGGGUUCGAACCCAAGUUCAGCCAAGUUGACGAUCUUAUCGCCAAGGUAACAGGAACGACUGAUAAUGAAAUGAUAGACUUCAAAGAUUUCUAUAACCUACUAAACCUGGUCAUGACAGGAGAUGAUUCUAAAGAAGAUGUCAGAAAGGCUUUUAAAAUGUUUAGCUCCCCUGAAACUGGGGUAAUUUCCCUUGAUAAUUUAGAGGCAGUGAACCAAGAACUUGGAGAAGACAUAUCUAGGGAAAAGCUACAAGAAAUGAUUUCAUUUGCAGACAAAAAUGGAGAUGGUGUGAUUGACCUGCAAGAAUUUAUUGCCAUGAUGGAAAGGCCAAUGCUUGAAUGAAUGUAUCUUUUAAAAAAUUACAUAUUCAGAUUAAUUUUACAAUCUAAAAAGAAAGUGAAAAGGUGGUUUUUUUUUAAAUGUUCAGAUAAAUUUUACCUAUAAAAAAAAAAUUACGUGAAUGCGGUUUCAAUGUUUUAUUGGGAUUAAAAACACUACAUUUUAAUGUAAGUAUUAAACCGAAAGAGAUUUUGUUAAGUGGCCCA